GUGAUACAGCCGCUCGUUUUCAUUGCGUGUUUGACGGAGAGCUUGCGGGGCGGAGCUUUGUGCCUUACAACGAUCUCUGCAGAGUUGAAGCGGCACACCUGCCCAUUUCCAUGCCAACGUGCAGCACGCCGAACGAGAAAAUCCGUAGUGCAAUUUUCGUUUUUACCCUGAAACUCAAAGACUAAGGAAGACCCCCUCCUUUCGAUGCCAAUGCGUCGCUUACCGUCCUCCGUCCUCGGCGCCAGCGGGUGCCUCAGUCACCAUUUAGUUCGGCACUCCACAAGCCGUUCCUCUCCCCCCUCCUCCACCACCCCGACGGCGGCCAAGGCCGCUGCGACAACCAGCAGAGAAUCUGCAGGAAAGGCAAGCGGCGGAGGAGGGCAGGAGGACGACGGUGAUAUCGUCACGCCGUGGACGGUGAUAGCAAAAGGCCCCCAGGGCAUCAACUACGACCGCGUGCUCACCACCUUCAAGGCAGAGCGGGUGGAUGCGGCGGCUCGGCAGCACAUACGCGACGUGAUCGCAACAUGUCACGUGCGCGCCACCGCCAGCGUCUCCGCCAACGACGAGGCAGAGAAGGCAGCCGCCACCGGCAAUGGAAAGACAAGUAGCGCCGGUCCCACUACGACUGCCGCAUCAUCUGGCCCGGCCUCCGCCUCCGCCUCCUCCCCCUCCCCGCCACCGGCGCUUCAUCACUUCUUCACUCGCGACAUCGCCUUCUCACACCGCGACCUUCACAAAGCUCUGAAGGAUAUUGAGGCGACGAGUGAGCCCGGGAACCACUCCGCGUUCCUCUACACUGGUCGAGGCCCGAGCGCCGGCAGCAUGCACGUCGGGCACGUGCUGCCUUUCCUCUUGACGAAGUACCUUCAGGACGUGUUCCACCUGCCGCUGGUGGUCCAAAUCACUGAUGACGAGAAGUACCUCUUUCGCGAUGUGCCGUUCGAGGGAGAACGGGCGGACGAGAACAUUCGGAGCAACAUCAAGGACAUCAUCGCCUUCGGCUUCAACCCACGGCACACCUUCAUCUUUCGCAAUACGCAGUACAUGGGGGAGAUGUACACCACGGUGCUGCCGCUGCAGCGCAGCAUGACGGCCAACGCCGUGAAGCACACGCUCGGCAUCGUCGACAGCGACAAUGUCGGCAAGUUCUCCUUUCCCGCCACGCAGGCCGCGCCGUGCUUCAGCUCCGCCUUCCGCCGCGUGCUGCAAAACGGAGGGAAACCGAUGCGCUGCCUCAUUCCCUGUGCGAUUGAUCAGGACCCUUUCUUUGUCCUCACGCGGGCCUCCGCCGCACGGCUAAAGCAGCCACCGCCGGCGCUGCUGCACACGAAGUUUCUGCCCGCCCUGAAAGGGCUGGAACACAAGAUGAGCAGCAGCGCUGAGGAGAACGGCGUCAUCACGCUGCACGACACGGACAAGCAGGUGCGGAAGAAGAUGCGGAAGGCGUUUUCAGGCGGCAGCGGAACGCUGGCGCAGAUGCAGGCGAAAGGAGCCAAUCUCGAGGUGGACGUCGCGUACCAGUAUCUUCGCUUCUUCUGCCCCGACGAUGCCGUCUUUGACGAGGUCACGGAGAAGUACAGUAGCGGCGCGAUGAACAGCGGAGAGGUGAAGGACUUGGCGGCGGAGUGCAUUAUGCAGAACGUGCUGCGUGACUGGCGGGCACGGCGGGCGAAGGUGACGGACGCCGAUUUGGUCCACUUCUGCAGCAUUCGGAACAUCCUUUUCUGA
Leptomonas pyrrhocoris is the source of this 1731-nucleotide messenger RNA. RefSeq names its product putative mitochondrial tryptophanyl-tRNA synthetase. Gene Ontology annotation, molecular function: ATP binding; tryptophan-tRNA ligase activity. The transcript has a single exon. Gene Ontology annotation, cellular component: cytoplasm. NCBI's taxonomy places the organism in Eukaryota, Euglenozoa, Kinetoplastea, Trypanosomatida, Trypanosomatidae. The coding region runs from base 205 to 1731 and encodes 508 amino acids. Gene Ontology annotation, biological process: tryptophanyl-tRNA aminoacylation. The record is from RefSeq and is a predicted model, not a curated record.